GCAUAAAAAUCUCAUUACAGAACAGACGCAUGUUUGCUGACACAUGAUCACACACUGAUCUCCUGAAAUAUUCAGACUGUGACUGAAGUGUAGAGCUGAUGAUUUUAUCAUCUUCCUCAUCACAAUUCUCUGAAUUAUUUAAAGUGCCUCGUGUCAGUCUGUCAUUAUGGAGAUCAGAGAGAGAUCUUCAUCUCCAGAUCACACCAGAGAGUCUCUGAAGAGCCACAGAUCCAUGAAUCCUCCUGAAUCCAGUGAUGAUCCAGUGACCUCUGACCCCAGGAUCUGCAGUCAGAGAUCUUCAUCUCCUGAUCACAGCUGUGUGUCUCUGAAGAGUGACGCAUCCAUGGGUUAUCCUCCUAACCUCAGUGAUGAAGCAGUGACCUCUGACCCCAGCAGAGCAGAUUUAGAGCGAAGCGUCUCUGGAGGAGUCUCCUCUGUCUUCUGUCUGAACAACACGAGCGUUACAGCGUCUCUGAAUAAACAUGAUCAAGCAGUGAAUGAUGAACUACAGAGAGUCAAAGAGCAGCACAAAACCAGCAUGAAGAACAAGUAUGAGAGAUUAUGUGAGGGACUGAAACUCCAGGAGAAUGAAAGCCUCCUGAACAGCAUCUACACACAGCUCUACAUCAUAGAGGGAGAGAGAGAAGGAGUGAAUGAAGAACAUGAGGUUUUACAGAUGGAGAAAACAGCCAGAACACAACCCUCACAAGACGCUCCAAUCUACUGCAAUGACAUCUUUAAAGCCUCCGCUGAAGCAGGAUCUGAGGAGAAAGAGCAGAUCAAGACUGUUCUUACUAAAGGCAUCGCUGGAAUCGGAAAAACCGUCUCUGUGCAGAAGUUCAUUCUGGACUGGGCCGAGGGAAAAGCCAAUCAGGAUGUAGAUUUCAUGUUUGUGCUUCCAUUUCGAGAGCUGAACUUGAUCCGAGAUCAUCAGUACAGUCUUCACAGACUUCUGCUGGACUUUCAUCCUGAACUUCAAGAUCUGGACUCACAGAUUUAUGAGGAGUGUAAAGUUGUGUUCAUCUUUGAUGGUCUGGAUGAAAGCAGAAUCACACUGAUGUUUUCAGACGCUCAGGAAGUUUGUGAUGUGACUGAGACUUCAUCAGUGGCUGUGUUGAUGUCAAAGCUCAUGAAAGGAAAGCUGCUUCCCUCUGCUCUCAUCUGGAUCACCUCCAGACCAGCAGCAGCCAAUCAGAUCCCCUCCAAAUACAUCCACCGUCUGACAGAGAUUCAGGGAUUCACUGAGCCUCAGAAGGAGGAAUAUUUCAGGAAGAGAAUCAGUGAUGAGCAUCAAGCCAGCAGAAUCAUCUCACACAUCAGAAGAGCAAGAAGCCUCCACAUCAUGUGCCACAUCCCCGUCUUCUGCUGGAUCUCAUCCACUGUGCUUCAGAAGCUCCUGGAAGAAGAUCUGAGAGCAGAUAUCCCUCAAACUCUGACUGAAAUGUACAUCCACUUCCUGCUGAUUCAGAUCAACAUGAGGAAGCAGAAGUAUGAAGAGAGAGAUCCAGAGCAACUCCUGCCGUCCAACAGAGAAGUGAUUGUGAAACUUGCUGAAGUGGCUUUCAAACAGCUGAUGAAGGGCAAUGUGAUGUUCUAUGAGGAGGACCUGAUUGAGAGCGGCAUAGACGUCACUGACGCCUCAGUGUAUUCUGGGAUUUGCACUGAGAUCUUUAAGCAGGAAUCUGUGAUUCAUCAGAGGAAAGUCUACAGCUUCAUUCAUCUGAGCGUUCAGGAGUUUCUCGCUGCUUUCUAUCUGUUUUACUGCUAUUUAACAAAGAACAAGAAAACACUGCGUGAAUUCAGAUUAAACAGAUCUGAUGAAGUCUCUCUGUAUGAUCUACUAACAUCAGCAGUAGUUAAAGCUCUCAAGAGUGAGAAUGGACGUCUGGAUCUGUUCCUGCGGUUCCUGCUGGGCGUCUCACUGGAGUCCAAUCAGAGACUCUUACAGGAUCUACUGACACACACAGAGAACAGCUCAGAGACCAUCAGGAGAAGCACACAGGACAUUAAAGAGAGGAUCAAGAGUAGUGAUCAUCUCUCAGCUGAUCAGUCGAUCAAUCUGUUCCUCUGUCUGCUGGAAGUGAAAGAUCAGACUCUGUUCAGAGAGAUUCAGGAGUUUGUGAAAUCAGACAAACACUCAGAGAAACUCUCUCCUGCUCAGUGUUCAACAAUCUCCUACAUGAUUCAGAUGUCAGAGGAGCCUCUGGAUGAACUGGACACCAUGAAAUACAACACAUCAGAUGAGGGGAGAAGAAGACUGAUACCAGCUGUGAUCAACUGCAGAAAAGCUGUGUGA
Carassius gibelio (silver crucian carp) is the source of this 2296-nucleotide messenger RNA. Its product is annotated as protein NLRC3-like. The transcript has 5 exons. Bases 167 to 2296 code for a protein of 709 amino acids. Lineage: Eukaryota; Metazoa; Chordata; Actinopteri; Cypriniformes; Cyprinidae. The record is from RefSeq and is a predicted model, not a curated record.